Molecule: messenger RNA, 3249 nt
Organism: Maudiozyma barnettii
Lineage: Eukaryota; Fungi; Ascomycota; Saccharomycetes; Saccharomycetales; Saccharomycetaceae
Gene: MNR2
Product: putative Mg(2+) transporter MNR2
Exons: 1
Coding region: 1-3249 (1082 amino acids)
Biological process (GO): magnesium ion transmembrane transport; intracellular magnesium ion homeostasis
Cellular component (GO): plasma membrane
Molecular function (GO): magnesium ion transmembrane transporter activity
Source: RefSeq, a predicted model, not a curated record
AUGAAUAACGAUUAUAAGAAUGGACAAGAAGAGGUUCCAUUGCUCUCAGAUAAGGGAAGCAGUAACAAUGCUAAUAAUAGACGUGCCUCAACAGUCUCUACACGAACAUCUGGCUCUAGACGUAGUGGGUCUACGAAAUUGAUUAAUAACCAUAUUACGGAUUUUGAAAAUGUAGAUUCUUGGGGGAUUUUACAUGAAUCGGACACAGAUUAUGAUUUGGAAAGGGCAGGUAGAAUAGCUAACUCGAACACUUUCAUAGAUCACAGGCCAGUCAUGAAGACAACUGAUAGUAGCAAUACGAAACCUAGAAGCGGAUAUAAUGUGACAACACCGUUAAUUAAAAAGAAAACUAGAGCUUAUAGCGUAUCCAGUGCGAAAUAUAGUAAAGAUAGCAAAACGACAAGUAUUCCAAGAAGAGAUACUACCUCGAAAAUAGACACUUUAAGACAUAGUAAGACUCAUGCUGUCGGCGAUGACGUGGUGAUAGAUGUGGACGCCCUGUUACAGGAUGUACGAAAGAAUAGAUCAAGGGAUAAGAAGUCUCAGCUGUCGAAUCUUAGUAGUAGUGAAAGUGAUGAGGAUGUCGGGUUGGAUGAAGAGGACGAAUAUAAUUCUAGACCUUCAUCGAGAGGAUCCUCAUCGAAUUCGUCACUGGAUGAUGUAUGUCUGGUGUUAGAUGAUGAAUCUGAUAAAUCAAAGAAAAUGUGGCCUGAUAUAUCAGUGUUGGAAGAAUAUUCAAAGGAAGAGACAGCAAGAUUGAGAAGACAAGCGAUAGAAGAUGCAGAGGCAUUCCAUUAUCGGUACGAUACUGAGGAUGAUGAUGUAUUCAACAGUUCUUUACAAGAUAUGAGAGAAACUAGCGGUUUUAAUGAGGAUCAGGAUCUAGUGAGUCCCAUCGUGUCUAAUAAUAGAGAACGAAUCUUGUUCUCAAAACCUAUUGUCACUAAUAUUGAUGUCCCUGAAUUAGGUAACAAACAAGUCAAUGAAGCUGCGUUAUUACGUUCAGGUAGAUUAAGACCUAAAAAAAUUGCACCAUGGCAUUUAAUGCAACGCCAAGGUUCAGCAAAUAAUGCUCAAAAUAAAGAUAUUAUAAUGAAUGGUGAUGCUAGGGCAAAAUUAGAAGAUAAACAAAUGAGAGAUAAUUUUCUUGUUGGUAGAAACAUUCAAUACCCGCCACAUAUCAUUUCAAACAAUCCAGAACAUUUUAAAUUCACGUAUUUUAGAAUCGAUUUAGACUCCACGGUGCAUUCACCAACUAUUUCAGGUUUAUUACAACCUGGUCAAACAUUUGAAGAUUUGUUUGUGAGUUCUGUGUAUGGUAAUACCAAGAAUAAUAAUAAUGGUAACACCACUGCAAACUCCAUUGCACCACAGAAGGAAUCUUUACAACAACCAUUACCAAUGAAUUCCAAUGGACCUAAACGUGUUCCAUCAUCUAUUAAAUUUCAAUCGGUGUCACCUUUGGAUACAAGUGCAGCUGGAACCGUUACAGGAGUUCCAACAGCAUUAGGUCAUAUUAACAAUGGUAAUAAUAACAAUAAUGGGAGUAUCUUACAAUCUUUGAAUAAUGGUACAUCGUUGUACAAAAAUAUCUCAGGUGUAUCGACUAUGAUUGAAGAUGAUGUUGCUCCUUUUUGGUUGGAUGUAAGUAGUCCCACUGAAGAAGAAAUGAAAGUAAUUAGUAAGACAUUUGGUAUUCAUCCGUUAACCACUGAGGAUAUCUUUUUAGGGGAAGUUAGAGAAAAAGUUGAAUUAUUUAAUGAUUAUUAUUUGAUCUGUUUUAGAAGUUUUGAUAUUGUUGCUGAAAAGCAUACAAGAAGACAAAAGGAGAAAACUAAUGGAAUUGAUUCUAAUGGGAACCCAACAAUGGGAUCUGAUAAUGGGAAUCGUGGGUUACUAAAUUUAUUAAAGAAGUUUUGGUCAGGAGAUAAGAAGAAUCAAGAUGAAGUGACUAAAUUAUUAAAGAGACGUGCUUCCACGAUGUCUUACAGUAGUAGUUAUAAUGGGCCAUCGUCAUUAAAUACUAAUAAUACUCAUAAUAAUCCUGUAAGUGUUAAGAGUGCAUCUAGUCAUAAUAGGCGUAAAUCGAUUAUAAAGAAAAGACAAGAAAGAGAAAGAUUUAAAAGAAAAUCCGGUGAUCGACAUAAACCAAGGGCGGGGGAAUUAGAGCCUUUGAAUGUAUAUAUUAUUGUGUUUCGUACAGGUGUGUUAACGUUCCAUUUCGCACCAACUCCACAUCCAAUCAAUGUGAGACGUAGAGCUCGUCUCUUGAGAGAUUAUUUGGAUGUGACAGCCGAUUGGAUUGCGUAUGCUUUGAUUGAUGAUAUCACAGAUGCCUUUGGGCCUAUGAUUGAAUUAAUUGAGGAUGAAGUUUAUGAUAUUGAAGAUGCGAUAUUAAAGAUGAAUAAUAAUGAUAGUGACAGUGAUAGUGAUUUAAGUUCGAGUUCGGAUGAUGAUGAUAAUAAUAAUUCCAGUUCCGAUGGUGACAAUUCCAGUGAAAAUGUUGGAUUUUAUCGUAAAUCUUCCAACAGACGUCGUAUCAAUCGUAAUAAUAGCACUGUAGGUGGGAUGGGUAUUCCACGUAGUAUUCCGCGCAGUGGUCGAAAUGGUGUGUUUAAUGGCAAUGGUAGACGAUCCAGUUAUACAAAUAGUUUAUCGAGCGGUCGGACGAGGUCCUCGGUGACAUUCAGUUCGAGUACGAGUUCUAGUUCGUCUGGUUCAUCGGGAGCGUCUACUUUCAAUGCGAACCUAAUUGGAUGGAAGAAGAAAGGAGAUAUGUUGAGACGUAUUGGUGACUGUCGUAAGCGUGUGAUGAGUAUUCUUCGAUUACUUGGUGCGAAAGCUGAUGUGAUCAAAGGUUUUGCCAAGAGAUACAAUGGCCAAUGGGACACCACGGCGCAAGCCGAGAUUGGGAUGUAUUUGGAUGAUAUCCAAGAUCAUAUCAUUACGAUGGUCUCGUCGUUGAAUCAUUACGAGAAGUUACUAAGUCGGUCACACUCGAAUUAUUUGGCACAGAUCAAUAUUGAUAUGACCAAAGUGAACAAUGAUAUGAAUGAUGUACUUGGCAAAAUCACUAUAUUGGGUACGAUUGUGUUGCCGAUGAAUGUCAUCACUGGUUUGUGGGGGAUGAAUGUGUUGGUGCCGGGCCAAGCCGAGGAAUCGUUGAGAUGGUUCACUAGUAUUGUCGGAACAAUGGUUAUCUUAGCGUACAUUGCGUACAUCUACACAAAGCGCAAGUUUGGUUUUUAG